AUGGUUGAACGAUUAAGGCCGAAGAGUCUGGCCUCUAUGGCCCAAACAGUCAGCGAUCGGUUUGCACUGGUCGCAAGAGAAGACAAUUCCAAGCUCGUCGGUCAAACACAACGGUUUGAACUAUGGGCCACAAGUUUGGGUCUUUAUCAUCUAGGCCAUAGCUCACUCGACUACCGAUUCCGAGAUGCUCCCUCUCUUUUCGAAUACACUGUCGGCCUGUUGCGUGAUCUGGAGGGGCUUCUGGUGCAGCUCAUGGAUACACGCAACCCUGGACAUCUAUCUAGUGUUGAUACAAAGAACACGAUUGGGUCCCAUGAGCAGUUCAGCGAUGACUCAGGGGAAGAUGACUUUGAAUCUUCUGACGAUGAGUCUAUUACUGAUUUGUUAUUGGGUAGUGUGAGUGCUACUAUUGACAAGCUCUAUCACCUCUCCUUCAAGAUUCGCAAUCCCGCGAUGAGGCUGGGAUUUUCUGAAUCGCUCAAGUACCAUGAAAUUGACCCGGAAACCGGCGUCAACCUUAUAGACCAGUUCCGAGAAAAUGAUCAACGUCAUCUCGAACAGCUUUUCGCCUCUUACCGUUCGCUCUCCCCAGCGAAUUUUGAAAAAGAUUUCCUGGUUCGACGCCUAGCCAAAGCCAACACCCGACGGCGACAACAGUUUGGAUAUUGGAAGAGAAGAGCUCAGUUUGAAACCAUUUUUAAAAAAGAAAUUAUCGAUAAGACGGCACCAGAGUUAGAAAAUGAUCCAAACCUAAACGUGCCUGCUGUUCCGAUAGCGCCUUCACGACCUUCAACAGCAACUCAUCUCAAUGUGUCUAAAGUCAAUAUGGACGAUGAUACCUCAAUGGUAUCAAGUCUAACUAUACCGAAUAUGAAAUAUGAGGGAAGUGGUGGUUAUUUUUUCAUUCCACCACCCCCAAAGCAUCUGCUCGACGGAGAAGAGUUUGAGUGCCCCUAUUGCUUCACUCUGUGUCCGCGCAAAAUGCUCCAUCAAACGAACUGGCAAACUCACGUCCUACGCGACUUGCGUCCAUAUAUUUGCACUUAUGAGGACUGUAGAGAUGCAGAUCAACAGUACGACAGACUCGGCGAUUGGAUCAAUCAUGAAGCCUUUACGCAUCAGAGGAAAUCCGGCAUUAACAGCAGUAACAAUGAAAACCUGUCUAUUCAAGAAUCCCGGAAGUGCCCAUUUUGCUUCGAGAUCGUAGGACGCCAGCAUAUCGCAACGCACCUUCGCAGGGUGGCCUGUUUCUCCCUUCCACGAUCGACUGGAAGUGACGAUGAGUCUUCACAAGACAGCCAGAUAUCCGGUAGAGCGGACCUUAGAUCAAACAAGUCCAGAUGUUCUGAGAUAAGGUGUGAGACCUCAUUUGGUGGUGCUGAAUCUGUUUCUGAGGCUGGCCCGGAAGUUGACUUGAAAAACAAUAUUCCGCUCACUUUGGAAUCCCUCCAACAACAGCAACCAGAUCCCAAGGAUAAGGAAUCGAAGGUCAACAUAUUCUUGGAAAGGCUAGAGAGUGAAUCAGCUGACUCACACCACACUCCUCCCGGCAUUGAUCCCACGUCAAUUUCUGACUUUGGAAUGCUUCAUCCGACCGCUGCUUGGUGUGUUGGCUUCCCCGAACUCGAGAACCCGGAAAUUUUGGAGAAAUUUGACUUUGACUCGUUCCUGUAUUAG
Molecule: messenger RNA, 1677 nt
Organism: Talaromyces rugulosus
Lineage: Eukaryota; Fungi; Ascomycota; Eurotiomycetes; Eurotiales; Trichocomaceae
Exons: 3
Coding region: 1-1677 (558 amino acids)
Source: RefSeq, a predicted model, not a curated record